CUCAUCCGUCACGAAACAUGUCACAGUCUUUUUAUUCGAGAAGACUGUCGGAAUGCCAAAAGGACGCAAAUCUCGUGGAAGGCGUGUCGCCCCGGCACCGCAUCUAGCUAGAAAAGCUGCUGCAAAGAAAGUUACAAAUCCUUUAUUCGAGAAGAGACCAAAGAACUUUUCAAUAGGUCAAGAUAUUCAGCCUAAAAGGGAUCUUACAAGAUUCGUAAGAUGGCCGAAGUACAUCAGACUACAGCGCCAAAAAAUUGUUCUGCAAAGAAGAUUGAAAAUUCCACCUGCGAUCAAUCAAUUCUCUCAAGCUCUCGAUAGACAGACUGCAACAGCAUUCUUCCGUUUGGCAAACAAGUACAGACCCGAAACAAAGCACGAUAAAAAGGAACGUCUCAGGAAACGUGCAGAGGAAAGAGCUGCAGGAAAGCCAGAUACACCCACUCGCCGUCCACAUGUUGUGGCUAGUGGUGUGGCUACUGUAACAAACUUGAUUGAAAGAAAGAAGGCUCAACUUGUUGUUAUCGCACAUGAUGUGGAACCCAUUGAGAUUGUUAUUUUCCUGCCCGCUCUCUGCCGUAAGAUGAAUGUUCCAUAUUGCAUUGUGAAGGGGAAAGCAAGACUCGGACGGUUGGUUCAUCGUAAAACAUGCACUUGUGUCGCUAUCACAGAUGUUAACAACGAGGACAAAUCUGGAUUGAGUAAGCUCAUCGAUACAGUGAGGACCAACUACAACGAUCGUUUCGAAGAGAUCCGAAAACACUGGGGUGGUCAAGUUAUGGGCAGCAAAUCAAUGGCUGCUAUUGCAAAGCAAGAAAAAGUUCGUGCGCGUGAAAUGGCGAACAAGGCUCAACUCUAAUAUGUCUAUACAUUGUAUUUUCAAAUACAAAUUUGAGUAUUUGCCUGCA
Styela clava is the source of this 905-nucleotide messenger RNA. Its product is annotated as large ribosomal subunit protein eL8-like. Gene Ontology annotation, molecular function: RNA binding. NCBI's taxonomy places the organism in Eukaryota, Metazoa, Chordata, Ascidiacea, Stolidobranchia, Styelidae. Gene Ontology annotation, cellular component: ribonucleoprotein complex. The record is from RefSeq and is a predicted model, not a curated record. Gene Ontology annotation, biological process: ribosome biogenesis.